AUGCUGGCUGAUGCGCAGGAGGAAUUUGUGAUUUUGGAGAGCGGUGUGAGCUGUGGUGAGCGGGCGCUGAUUGGUGAAGUUGUCGAGAGGAAGCGAUGCAACCCUCGAGACAAUCACCAUUCCUUUUCUAUCCACACUUCGCGUCCGCCGCCCGUUCCUCCUCGCAGCGGAGCCCUGAUCAAGACCGCUGAGGCCGUCAGAGCGCUCAUCGACAAAGCGCGCUGUCAAGACACAAAGCUUCGAACCUCUGAGCCCCGUAUCCUCACCACCAUCCGUCUCGAAAUGGUCAAAAGCGCCGAGCCUCGACACGCGUAG
Molecule: messenger RNA, 315 nt
Organism: Pseudozyma hubeiensis SY62
Lineage: Eukaryota; Fungi; Basidiomycota; Ustilaginomycetes; Ustilaginales; Ustilaginaceae
Exons: 1
Coding region: 1-315 (104 amino acids)
Source: RefSeq, a predicted model, not a curated record